Messenger RNA from Choloepus didactylus (southern two-toed sloth), 1476 nucleotides. It is a transcript of the gene PTCD2, whose product is annotated as pentatricopeptide repeat domain 2. The coding region runs from base 22 to 1263 and encodes 413 amino acids. The record is from RefSeq and is a predicted model, not a curated record. Gene Ontology annotation, molecular function: protein binding; RNA binding. Gene Ontology annotation, biological process: regulation of mRNA processing; mitochondrion organization; multicellular organism development. Lineage: Eukaryota; Metazoa; Chordata; Mammalia; Pilosa; Megalonychidae. The transcript is spliced from 13 exons. Gene Ontology annotation, cellular component: mitochondrion.
GUUUGUGCAGCCGGGGACAACAUGGCUGGCACAUAUCGGCUUUCGAAGCGGGUUCUGUUGCAGGCCUUACGGAGUUCGAUGCAUUUAAUGGUUUGGGGCUCCGGCUGCAGCUGCUGGCGCUGCCCUCUCGGAGCUAAAAGAUAUCUACUUACUGAUAAUAUUGUGAAAUUAAAAGAAUUUCAGCGUAAGAAGAUGAUUGUUGCAUGUAAUCUCCUUGGCACCAAAGAAACUUAUUUUCGGAACUUGGAAGAGAAAUUGAGCCAGAACAGGCUCAUCUUGAGGGAAGAGUUGAAAACUUUGCUUCAUUUGUGUGAGUCCCAGAAUGAUAUGGAGCUGGCUAAAAAUGUCAUUUACAGGUAUCACAUGGAGAACAGGAGUGACACUCUGGGGGAAUACAAGUUUGGACCACUUUUCAUGAGGCUCUGUUAUGAGUUGGAUCUUGAAGAAACUGCCCGGGAGCUUAUCACAAACCAGCAUUUACAAGGCUUCUUUUCAGACUCCACAUCAUUCAGUAUUUUGAUGGAUAUGUUAUUUAUGAAAGGUGCAUUGAAAGUAUUGAUAGAGAUGAAAAAUCAAGAUGUGAAAUUCAGCAAAGAUACCUAUGUCCUUGCUUUUGCAAUUUGCUACAAACUGAAUAGCCCUGAGUCUUUUACAAUCUGUACUACAUUAAGAGAAGAAGCCCUAAUCAAAGGAGACAUUCUCUCCAGGAGAGCAUCUUGUUUUGCUGUAGCAUUAGCUCUGAAUCAGAACCAAGUGGCAAAAGCUAUAUCCAUUUUUUCUCAAAUCAUGAAGCCAGAAAGCAAAGCCUGCAUUAAUUUAAAUAUUAUUAUCCAUCUUCACUCAAACAGCUCAAACAGGUUGGAAACCCUGUUGGACAUACUGCAGAAUGCUGCAGAAGGAAAUUUAUCAAGUUUUGUGAAAAGACAUGAAUUCUCAGAAGAAGUGUUGGCCACAGUGAGAGAAAAAGUGAAGGAUUUCCCUGACCUUCUGGCUAGAUUUGAUGAGAUCUAUGGAAAACUGCACAUAUCUGGUCAGCAUAGACAUCUUUUCAUCUUGGAAAACUUUCUGGACUCACCUACUCCCUCAGAUCCAGAAAACUCCAUGAAGUGCUAUGACCCCAUUUUACAGAUGAAGAAUCUGAAGUUCAGAGAGAUUAGGUUACUUAUCUAUGGAUACAACACUAAUCACCUGGAGCAAGCUAGACACCAUGUCAUGAGGAAACGCAAGCAGCCCUAUGGAGAUGUCCAUGUGGUGAGGAGCUAAGUCUUCCUGCUAACAGUCACCAUCCAUGUGUAUGCACCAUCUUGGAGACAACUUCCAGACCCAGUCAAGCUUUCAGAUAUCUGUAACCCUGGCCAACAUCUUGACAGCAACCUCAUGAGAGUCUGGAGCCAAAAACACUCAAUUAAUCCACUUCCAACUCCCUGACCUAUGGACACUGUGUGAGAUAUAUAUCACCCAUCAAAGAACCACUUC